Messenger RNA from Hevea brasiliensis (rubber tree), 1643 nucleotides. RefSeq lists its product as uncharacterized. The record is from RefSeq and is a predicted model, not a curated record. The transcript is spliced from 14 exons. Gene Ontology annotation, biological process: DNA replication, Okazaki fragment processing. Gene Ontology annotation, molecular function: 5'-flap endonuclease activity; DNA binding. NCBI's taxonomy places the organism in Eukaryota, Viridiplantae, Streptophyta, Magnoliopsida, Malpighiales, Euphorbiaceae. The coding region runs from base 161 to 1429 and encodes 422 amino acids.
UAUUCACUUAUUUUACCACUUUUAGCGAUUUCCUUCAAUUUUGAAAUCAAGAAUUCAAUUUGCAUUGAAAUGAGCAAGUCAAUUUUGAAUGUCAGGUCAUCACACUCUUUAGAGGCUCUUUCGCUGUGCCGUAGUCACUGAGGAGUAAUGCUAUGAAUUCAUGGCAUACAGUCAGUCCUUGAAUCUUCGUGUUCAUUCCUUGUGGAGGAGCUUUAAUUACUUGGGGGGAAACUUGAAAAGAGUUCAGAGAGUUAGAAACUUCUUGUCCAAUCUCAAGACAGUUGUCCCAAUUCAUCCUUCAUCCAUUUUAUCUAACAAGGCCUUUUCUAGUUUAUCUAAUACAAGUUCAGCUUUACCUCAAGUUGUUUGCUCAACUUCUCAAAGUAAUAAAUUAAGCUCUUCCAAAAGUGAGCGCACGCCAUAUCAAGAAGCAGUCUCGGAUUCUGUCAAGUGUGAAGAAAGAGCAGAGAAUGCUAGUUCUUCAAAUGGUAGAGUAAUGCUCAUAGAUGGCACAUCUGUCAUUUACAGAGCUUACUACAAGCUUUUAGCAAAGUUGCACCAUGGUCAUUUAUCACAUGCAGAUGGCAAUGCGGAUUGGGUUUUAACUAUAUUUUCAGCACUAUCACUUGUAAUUGAUGUCCUGGAAUUUAUCCCUUCCCAUGUAGCGGUGGUGUUUGAUCAUGAUGGUUUGAAUUUUCGUCAUACUUUAUAUCCUUCAUACAAGAGCAACCGCCCCCCGACACCUGAUACCAUAGUUCAAGGGCUUCAAUACUUGAAAGCUUCUAUAAAAGCUAUGUCUAUUAAAGUGAUUGAGGUACCAGGGGUAGAAGCAGAUGAUGUGAUUGGAACAUUAGCUGUAAGGAGUGUUGAUGCUGGGUUCAAGGUACGAGUUGUUUCUCCAGACAAAGACUUUUUUCAGAUUCUUUCUCCUUCAUUACGCCUUUUACGAAUUGCAUCACGUGGCCUUGAGAUGGUUUCAUUUGGAAUGGAAGAUUUUGCAAACUUAUAUGGAGAAUUGAAGCCUAGUCAGUUUGCUGAUGUAAUGGCUCUCAUGGGUGACAGAUCUGAUAACAUUCCAGGAGUUGAAGGAAUUGGAAGUGUCCAUGCUGUGCAACUGAUCACUAAAUUUGGCACAUUAGAGAAUUUGUUACAAUGCGUUGAUCAAGUCGAAGGGGAACGCAUCAGAGAGGCCUUGCGAGCAAAUGCUGAUCAGGCCAUCUUAAGCAAGAACUUGGCACUGCUACGUUCAGAUCUUCCGUUCUAUAUGGUACCAUUUACCACUGAGGAUCUCACAUUUAAGAAGCCUGAGGACAAUGGAGAGAAAUUUACAAGCCUUUUGAAUGCUAUUGGUGCUUAUGCAGAAGGAUUUUCAGCAGAUCCCAUCAUCAGAAGGGCUUUCUAUUUAUGGAAGAAGCUUGAAGCACAAUGAUAUUUUCUGUUGUCAGUUCAAGCGAUCAAAAGCCCCAGCAGCAGAGCUUUUUGUUUGUUCACUAAGUUGAGAUAUCAUCGUUGGCAUUUAAUUUCCUCAGUUUGGCCAGCAAAUGAGAAAUGUUGGGGAUUAAUUGUACCUAUAAGAGGGACCAACUAGUUGUCUUAACUCCAUAUUAUUUUACCACAUGAAGCUGUGUAAGGUUUUUUCCCAA